AUGUCCAUCCCUCACAGCUACAGCCCCGGUACCUUGGUCUACGAGGUCAACCUUUCAGUCCCCAGAGAAAAGGUCGAUGAUUACAUCGAGUGGCUCCACCAGUUCACAAAGACUCAAGUCGCCACUAUUCCAGGGUUCAUUUCAUCCAUGAUCUUUCGUCAGCCCAAGCCAUAUGGACUUCACUGGUUGUCAGAGGAAGGCAAUGCAAAGACAUACAUAACGGUCCACUAUGUGAUCGCAUCUCAGGCUGAUCUGGAUACCUAUCUUCAAAACGACCAAAAGGCUGUUGCCACCGCCGAGCAGGAACGUUUUGCAUUUUUGGUCACCAGCCGACGCACUUUGAGCGUCGUUUAG
Molecule: messenger RNA, 354 nt
Organism: Linnemannia hyalina
Lineage: Eukaryota; Fungi; Mortierellomycota; Mortierellomycetes; Mortierellales; Mortierellaceae
Source: the annotation of a GenBank genome assembly